This is a messenger RNA of Perognathus longimembris pacificus (Pacific pocket mouse), 2003 nucleotides long. RefSeq names its product family with sequence similarity 210 member A (gene Mims1). The transcript has 4 exons. Bases 221 to 1039 code for a protein of 272 amino acids. Gene Ontology annotation, cellular component: mitochondrion. The record is from RefSeq and is a predicted model, not a curated record. Lineage: Eukaryota; Metazoa; Chordata; Mammalia; Rodentia; Heteromyidae.
ACGAGCACGCGGCUCGUGGGCGCGGCUAGUGGGUCCUGGGGCGUCCGAGCCGAGCCUGUGCGUUCGGCGCGUUGACCCUCGCUCGGCCAGGCCCGCCUGCUGGACGGAAACGCUGCGGUGGCGCCUGAGGAGCUGCGGUGCGGACGGCGCGCCCGGGCGCAGCGGCCGCCCCGACGUCCUCGGAGUCUCUAGAAGCUGAAAUCUACCACCAUCUUUCAAAAUGCAAUGGAACCUACUACGGACUAUUUCUCGGCUGGCCCACAGAACAUACUGGGAACCACAGAAAGCUGGUCUCUUUGGACACUACCAGAAUGUAAAGGGAACAUUGCUUUUGUAUAGUGCCGAGUCCAAAGUGUUUGGGGUACACUACUCUCAAGAGCAGUGGCUGCACCUGUCUACUGCCCAGUGCCUUGCAAAGGAACAGAAGCCAUUGGAUGCUCAGCCUCUGCGGCCAAGGAUCCUUCACCACAAAGGAUGGGAACAGGAUGCUUCAUCCAAGAGGGCUUUAUCGUCUAGUGCCACACCCCAAGGAACUCCUUCUGAAAAAAAGGAAGAGACUGAUCCUUUACAAGACAAAUCUAUUAGCCUUUAUCAGCGAUUUAAGAAAACCUUUAGACAGUAUGGGAAAGUUUUGAUUCCUGUGCAUCUAGUAACUUCCGGUAUUUGGUUUGGGACAUUUUACUAUGCAGCCAUAAAAGGUGUGAAUGUCAUCCCUUUCCUAGAGCUCCUUGGGUUACCUGACAGUGUAGUAGACAUCCUGAAAAACUCCCAGAGUGGAAAUGCCCUGACGGCAUACGCCAUGUUUAAGAUUGCAACACCUGCCCGCUACACUGUGACCUUGGGAGGAACGUCCUUUACCGUCAAGUAUUUGAGAAGCCGUGGCUAUAUGUCGACCCCGCCGCCUGUCAAGGAGUAUUUGCAGGACAGGAUGGAAGAGACCAAGGAGCUCAUCACCGAGAAAAUGGAAGAGACAAAGGAUAGACUCACUGGGAAAUUACAAGAAACCAAAGAAAAAGUUUCUCUUAAGAAAAAAGUGUAACAGUGUGCCCUAAUUAACAAGCUAUAGAAAUCCCCUGCACUUUAACCCUCUAGAGUCUUUGGGCAAAGACACAUUCUCAUUACUUUUUUGGUUAGUUGACAAUUAUAUCAGUUCUCUAGGGGUUAAUGAAAUAAGAUAACCCUUUUAAAAGUUAAAUCACCAGAAAAAUUGUGGGGUUUUUUGUUUUGAUUUUUAAGAAGAGAGCCCCGUGUAACAAUUUUACGUCAGUGGUAGCAAUAAGCAGUGGCUAAUAUCUUCACUGUCAGGUUGUUAUUUUUUCCCAGGUCUUCAGAAUCAAAUUUGCUUUAUUUUUUGGGCUGUAGCCUGAGCAGACUAGGUCAUCUCUUGGAAUAACUGUGGCCUGAAGACAAGACAGGCUGCUAAUACCAGAUCUGUUUCUAAGUUACUGAUGAAGAUUGUGACUGUAUUCAGUUCUCUGGGUGGAAGCAGACUUGGACCGUCUGGGUGCUUAGUUCUUUCCAUGACAAAGCAUCUCACAUAACCUAUCCAUUCAGAUAGAGACCUUAUAUGAAGAAAGUUGAAGAAAAAUUUAACCAUAUGUAUGUAAAUACUAUGUACUGGUUACACAUAAAUGAAAUUGAACCCUUUAAAAUGAUUUUUAUCUAAAGCUUGUCAAAAAUCACAUUUUCUACAGCAAAUAAGCAGCCAUUGGUCCCUUUCAAGCUUGUGGUAGUGAGUGCAGAACAUCAGAUGAUCUUGUUACUCAUUUGUGUUCCCUUUAGCUAAUCUCUUAGGCGAAGUGUGAAGGUUUUAUAAAGUUGAUUAUGGUUUAAUAGUGACAAGCCAGUGAAGGUCUGAAGCGCAUGGAGGGAGCCAGUGCUGUCCUUGAGGAGUACGGACCUCCUUGCACACCAGCUACUUCCCGGUAGCUUUGUCUCACUGAUAAUGUUGAUUUCAGUAUGGAAUCCAUCUUAAAAUAAUGGCUGCUGCUUUUUAUAUUAUA